Molecule: messenger RNA, 2353 nt
Organism: Zea mays
Lineage: Eukaryota; Viridiplantae; Streptophyta; Magnoliopsida; Poales; Poaceae
Exons: 7
Coding region: 193-2070 (625 amino acids)
Biological process (GO): cytoplasmic stress granule assembly; P-body assembly
Cellular component (GO): P-body
Molecular function (GO): mRNA binding
Source: RefSeq, a predicted model, not a curated record
GCAUAUACCUACUUUAAUUAAUUAAUCAUACCAAAGCCCGUUUAACGGAGAGCAGCGAGGAGAGCGAGCGCACCAACGGGAUCUGAGCAUCUGACCAGCCGCUUGCUAGGGUUUCGUCCCCCCUCUCCCUCGGCCAGCACCACCUCGCAUCCCUAGCUCUAGCCUUGCUCGCCCCGGGAUCCUGUAGCGGCCAUGGCGGCGGAAGCGCCACCGUCGGCUUCGGCGUCUUCUUCCUCGGCCCCGCGGCCGCCUGCCGCGGCGGCCUCUGCCUCCGGCGGCGGGGCGGCCGGGUCCGCGGAGUCGUACAUCGGGAGCCUCAUUAGCCUGACUUCGAAGAGCGAGAUCAGGUACGAGGGCGUCCUUUACAAAAUCAACACCGAGGAGUCCAGCAUCGGCCUGCGCAAUGUGCGGUCCUUUGGGACCGAAGGUCGGAAGAAAGAUGGAAUGCAGAUUCCUGCUAGCGACAAAGUAUACGAGUAUAUCCUCUUUCGGGGAACUGAUAUCAAGGAUUUGCAAGUUAAGUCAUCACCACCGCCGCCGCCACCUCAAGCAGCUUCCCUGCACAAUGACCCUGCCAUAAUCCAGUCACAUUAUUCUCAACCAGCAUCAACAUCGUCAAAUUUGCCUUCCGCUGGGGGUGCAGUUUUACCAGACCUCAGCUCCCAGGCAGUUCAAUAUGGGCUUCAGAGGCCAACUUUUCAGAGUAACCUUCCUCUAUACCAACCAGGGAAUGCUCCACGGGGCUCUUCAGCGGCACCUCCAGCAGGAAAUGCUCCGUGGGGCUCUUCAGCAGAACCUCCAGCAGGAACGACACUUUCGGUUCCCUCAAUGUACUGGCAUGGAUACUAUGCGCCUUCAAGUGGGCUGCCACCUCAUUUGCAGCAACCUCUGCUGCUUCAGCCAACACCAGGAUUGUCAGUUCCCCAGAAUCUUCAAUAUCCAGGACUAAAUCCUUCUUUGCCAUCUGGGAUGCAAAAGCUGUCAGAACUCCAACCUUCAUUGAUGCCACCUAUUAAUAGUCAAGGUUCUUCAGGUAUCCUGCCUACUACAACAGCUCCUGCUUCUGCUACCUUAUUAGCUCCAGAAAGCUCAAAGCCUCAGGUGCCAAACAUGGGAUCUUUGUUUACUCCUGCAACAUCUCUUGGUGCAACUUUUCCUUAUCCAAGCCAGCCAACACCGGUGGCUGAAACUAGUGCAACAGUGUCACAGAACAUAACUUCAUUUAGUAGCAACAAGGCUACUGCUCUUCCAGGCUCAACACUGUCAUACCAAACUGCAUCUCAGUCUGUUUCUUCGACUAUUGCCCCAUCUAGCUCAGCACAAGUGGAGAUGGCUGUGCCUUUGUUGGCAUCAUCAGGUCAACUAUUGCAGAACACAUCAUCCAUGCUUUCAUCAUCACACUCGAUGCAGGCACCAUUACAGGUAGCUAGCAAAGAAGUCAAGCCGGUUGAGCCAAAGGCUAAGGUUGCAGAACCAUUACUGCCUGACCCUUUGCUACCAGACCCACCAUCACAGUCUCUGCCUGAAAAUAAGGAGCCUAUAUUGCCAUUGCCCAAACAGACACCUCAGAAGUUUUCACAGUCAGUAACAACAUUCACUGAAGAAUUUGAUUUCACGGCCAUGAAUGAGAAGUUUAACAAAGAUGAAGUCUGGGGUCAUCUUGGAAAGAAAUCGCAGUCAAGGGACAAGGAUGGUGAGGUGGGAGAUGAUGUGUUUGAUGAAGACCUGGAGGUUGAGGAAACUGAUAACCCAGAGCUAUCUGUUAAGCCUGUUUAUGUCAAGGAUGAUUUUUUUGAUUCCCUCUCUAGUGGAACAUUUGGACGUGGAGGACCAAAUGGAAGGGGUAGACCUUCUGAACGGCGCAGAGUAGAUACAGAGACUUUUGGCGAAUUUCCACGGCACAGGCAACCCUACCGUGGUGGCGCCCGAGGUUACCGUGGCGGUGGACGUUCCCGAGGUUCAUAUUAUGGUGGCAGAGGCUAUGGAAACACAGGGACCGGAGGCUAUGGAAACACAGGGACAGGUGGCCCUGGAAAUUCUUAUUCUCACCGGGGCUAUGGGAGAGAUUGAUUAUAGCAGAAAUGUGCAGGCAACCAUACUUGUGGGUGUUGUAGUCUUUUACCACAUGUAUGAUGUAUCCCUUACUACUGGUGCAGCGGUGAGAAGUCGUUUUCCCACUGAGCCGAGCCAAAGGUUUAAUGGGCUCUAAAUUUUACACUAUAAGAUUUAAGGAUUGGAUUAGGAUCGGACUCUAUUUCUAUUCAUUUUUAACUAAAAUUUAUUUAGGGCCCUACCAUUCUGUGAAGAAUCAUUUGGAUCCUAAUCAAUUACCACCCCUAGGUUUUAGAUUCAA